AUGCUUGUUUGUACCAGUUCACGACGUUCUCAAUCAUCUCAACAACAAUGCCAAUAUUUACAAACCGAAAUUCCAUCUACGGGCCAGAAGGAUUUGAAGUUGCCCGAUAACGGUAGGAGAAGAACUCUUCUUUUUGUAGUGUAUCACAACUCUUCCAAUGAUAAUGAAUGCGAUGACGACUGCGCCUCAAGCCAAGCCUAUUGGGGAACUCCGGAAGUCUUGCGAGACUUUGGUAUGGUUGAACCUCUUCCGCACACUUUCUAUUUGGGUGACACUAUGACUUUUGUCAUUUGGAAUGCCACCUUGGGAACUAAAGAGCCCGCACUUGACAAUUUGAGCAUCGAAUACAUGAACAACAACUAUCCUUCUUUUCAAACCAUUGACAAAGCCAGCAAGUCUACCAAACUGAAAUUUCAAAAGCUGACACGAAAAAGACUGCUCCAUACAAACUCUACAUGA
Cylindrotheca closterium is the source of this 459-nucleotide messenger RNA. The record is from the annotation of a GenBank genome assembly. NCBI's taxonomy places the organism in Eukaryota, Bacillariophyta, Bacillariophyceae, Bacillariales, Bacillariaceae.